Messenger RNA from Protopolystoma xenopodis, 378 nucleotides. NCBI's taxonomy places the organism in Eukaryota, Metazoa, Platyhelminthes, Monogenea, Polystomatidea, Polystomatidae. The record is from the annotation of a GenBank genome assembly.
AUGGCCGAACAGCCGAGCCGGUGUCCUCUUUUGUCGGCAGAAUACUCAAAUCUCAGCUGCCAAUUGGACCCAUACGAAUUCAGCAGGGCCAGGGAAAAUACGACCAAGACUGGCACCCGUGGCUGUGUGGUGGAGUUGAAACUGCGGUACGAUAUGCACAACCGAGAAUUUAAUAACUUUGAGGAUACUUUUGAGAUGAUGAGGAAGCCUCAGCUACGCGUCAAUGAAAUGUGCAUUGAUGCGUGUCGGAAUGAAGAAGUGCACACUUCGGUCCUUCUCGACGACGACGGCAAACCCCUCUUGGCCAUCAGUCGUCUGACGGUACUUUGGAGUUCAGGCCAGCCUAGUCUGCGAGGCAUCCUCCUUUGGCUGCCAUAG